GUCGAGGUAACACUCAGAGCUGGUCUUGCGCUGUCAAAGGGAACGGAGCAUCGUUGGAAACAACACACUGGCUAGCAAACUUCACAGAUUUCACCAUGGUUUUUACAGUGAUGCCUUAUCUGUGGAUUAUAUUUGGCUUUGUUUUGUUUCAUCACACGCACACUGGAAUAGCACAAAAUGUAAAGGAAGUAAUGCUGCUGGAUUCUAAAGUACAGACGGAACUGGAGUGGAUAUCCUCUCCUUCUAGCGGGUGGGAAGAAAUCAGUGGACUUGAUGAGAACUACACACCUAUUCGGACUUACCAGGUGUGCCAGGUAAUGGAGCCCAAUCAGAACAACUGGCUGCGAACUAACUGGAUAGAGAAGGGCAAUGCUCAGAGGAUUUUUGUAGAACUGAAGUUCACACUGAGGGAUUGUAAUAGUCUGCCAGGUGUGCUGGGGACUUGUAAGGAAACGUUUAAUCUGUAUUACCAAGAGACAGACUCUGACUAUAGGAAGAAUAUACAAGAAAGCCAGUAUGUAAAAAUAGACACCAUUGCAGCAGAUGAAAGCUUUACCCAGGGAGACCUCGGGGAACGAAAGAUGAAGCUGAAUACCGAAGUACGGGAAAUUGGGCCUCUGUCUAGAAAAGGAUUUUAUCUGGCUUUUCAGGAUGUUGGGGCCUGCAUAGCUUUGGUAUCUGUUAAAGUCUACUAUAAGAAGUGCUGGUCUAUUAUUGAGAACUUAGCAGUUUUCCCGGACACAGUCACAGGGUCCGAGUUUUCCUCCCUGGUCGAGGUGAGCGGAACAUGUGUGAGUGAUGCAGAAGAGGAGGCAGAUAAUUCUCCCAAGAUGCACUGCAGUGCUGAAGGUGAAUGGCUGGUGCCUAUUGGAAAGUGUAUCUGCAAAUCAGGAUUUCAUCAAAAAGGAGAUGCCUGUGAGCCCUGUGGCCGUGGAUUCUAUAAAUCAUCCUCCCAAGACCUCCAGUGCUCCCGCUGCCCUGCUCAUAGCUUCACUGACAGAGAAGGCUCUUCCCAAUGUGACUGUGACGACGGAUAUUACAGAGCGGCCUCAGACCCACCAUCUGCGGCAUGCACAAGACCCCCGUCUGCACCACAGAACCUGAUUUACAAUAUCAACCAGACCACGGUGACCCUGGAGUGGAGCCCCCCAUCAGACAAUGGGGGCCGUAGUGACGUCACCUACAGGAUUGUGUGCAGGAAGUGCAGCUGGGAGCAGGGAGAGUGUGCGCCCUGCGGCAGCAUCGUUGGAUUUGUACCCCAGCAAUCUGGAUUAGUUGAUACCUCUGCCACCAUCGUGGACCUGCUCUCCCACGCCAACUACACCUUUGAGGUUGAAGCUGUGAAUGGAGUCUCAGACCUCAGUCGCACCCAGAGGCUCUUUGCCACAGUCAGCGUUGCGACCAGUCAAGCAGCUCCCUCGCAGGUUAGUGAAGUUAUCAAGGAGAGAGUGCGGCAAAGGAGCAUUCAGCUUUCCUGGAAGGAGCCGGAGCUUCCCAACGGGGUCAUCACAGAGUAUGAAAUCAAGUAUUAUGAGAAGGAUCAAAGGGACCGCACUUACUCAACUGUGAAAUCAAAAACUACAUCAGCCACUGUCAAUAACCUGAAACCAAGCACAGCAUAUGUGUUUCAGAUUCGAGCUUUUACUGCUGCAGGCUAUGGCACCUAUGGUCCAAGACUAGAGGUCAUAACACAGGAGGAAGCUACAGCCACAGCCGUCACCAGUGAACAGAACCCAGUGAUUAUCAUAGCUGUAGUUGCUGUGGCAGGGACCAUCAUCCUCGUCUUCAUGGUGUUUGGAUUCAUUAUUGGAAGAAGGCACUGCGGCUACAGCAAAGCAGACCAGGAAGGAGACGAGGAGCUUUACUUUCAAUUUAAAUUUCCAGGCACCAAAACAUAUGUUGACCCUGAAACCUAUGAGGACCCGAAUAGGGCUGUCCAUCAAUUUGCCAAGGAGCUGGACGCUUCAUGCAUUAAGAUUGAGCGAGUAAUCGGAGCAGGAGAGUUUGGAGAAGUAUGCAAUGGACGUCUGAAGCUCCCGGGAAAAAGAGACAUGUCAGUUGCUAUCAAAACUUUGAAAGUUGGCUAUACAGAAAAACAGAGAAGAGAUUUUCUUGGUGAAUCCAGCAUCAUGGGGCAGUUUGACCAUCCCAAUGUGGUUCAUCUGGAAGGAGUUGUUACAAGGGGAAAACCAGUUAUGAUUGUGAUAGAACACAUGGAGAAUGGAGCACUGGAUGGAUUUCUUAGAAAACACGAUGGCCAGUUUACAGUUAUCCAGCUUGUGGGAAUGCUGCGUGGUAUCGCAGCUGGAAUGAGAUACCUUUCUGAUAUGGGAUAUGUUCAUAGAGAUUUGGCAGCACGUAACAUUCUGGUCAACAGCAAUCUUGUAUGUAAAGUGUCUGACUUUGGCCUGUCGAGAGUAAUAGAAGAUGAUCACGAAGCUGUCUACACCACAACGGGCGGAAAGAUUCCGGUCCGAUGGACAGCCCCAGAAGCCAUACAAUACCGAAAGUUUACUUCAGCCAGUGAUGUUUGGAGUUACGGAAUUGUAAUGUGGGAAGUCAUGUCCUAUGGGGAGCGACCUUACUGGGACAUGUCCAAUCAGGAUGUAAUCAAAGCUAUCGAGGAAGGUUACCGUCUACCAGCGCCUAUGGACUGUCCACCUGGUCUUCACCAACUUAUGCUUGACUGCUGGCAAAAGGAGCGGGGCGAAAGGCCGAAGUUCGACCAAAUAGUUGGAAUCCUUGAUAAAAUGAUCCGGAACCCCAACACAUUAAAGACUCCCUUAGGCCAGUGUAGUAGACCAAUUAGCCCACUUUUAGAUCAGAACACUCCAGACUUCACUACUUUCCGCACAGUGGGAGACUGGUUGGAAGCAAUCAAGAUGGAAAGGUACAAAGAUAACUUCACAGCAGCUGGGUACAGCUCAUUGGAGUCAGUGGCCAGGAUGACUAUUGAGGACAUGUUGAGCUUAGGGAUCACAUUAGUGGGCCAUCAGAAGAAAAUAAUGAGCAGCAUACAGACAAUGAGAGCACAGAUGCUGCACUUGCACGGCACCGGUGUCCAGGUGUGACAAGCAACAAUUCUUCCAGUUAGGAGGCAACAGGCUUCUAACAAACUACAAUGAGGCGUUUACUAAGGAUAAUCAUUGAAUGUGCUGCUUCCUGCAUCAAGACUCAUGGGAUAAACACAUUCUUUAUUCCUUGGUGCCACCUUCCAGAGGUGGGAGGAGCUAAUGCAGGGUCCAUUAUCAGCAGCUAAGAUGUCAAGAAAUACCACCUGGCACAUAUGAGACCUCUGAGGAACUCUUAACUGUGUAUUAUAGAGUGACAGAGAAUAAUGUUUUGUUUUUUUUUGUACCUCCCUCCUUUUUGCUCUUAUGUGUAAAGCAUUUUUUCCACAUUAUUCUGAAUAACUAUUUCUUGAAAAAUAAUUACCUUUAUAAAAUAAUUAUUGCUUGGAGUGGUGAUUCAGUAUUCAGUUCAGUUGUUAGUUUAUCCCAAACACUGUGCUCAUGUGUGGUGUAUUCCCUUUUUUAAUUAGCAGGGAACAGGGUAAAGGGAAAGGCAAUCAGUGGGCUUGAAAUAUCUUUAAAAAUGUUUUCAAGCAGGUGUAAUUAGGAACAAUUACCAAUGUGUGGUGAAGCAGAGUUGUGGUAUUAACUUUUUAAUAUAUUACAAUAUUAAUGAAUUUCCAGUCAGUAGCAGUAUGGAGUUACUAAAUCAGUCUGAGUGAGCCUGGGGUUCAUUUAUUUCAAAUUGUUUAUAAUGUUUACUGCUUGCAAUAUUUUAAAUAAUUGAUCAAAGUAUAUUUUGAAGGUCUAAACUUUGUAUUUUGGAACAUGAAAAAAGUUCUGCAGAUAGACCUCCGUAAGCUUAGCAAUUAAAGGAACGUAAUCAUACUUUGAAAUUUCUGUCCUGUAGGGAUAACCGUAGUGUACUGGUGAUCUUUUUUUAUUAUUAUUAUAUGUGUUUGCAGUUAUAUCUUUCUUAAGUUACUUAAGCAAUAAUUAGUCCUGAUGGAACACGGCAUCUUUCAGAAUGUCAACGUUCUGUGUUUCAUAGACGUGCUUUACUGUUCUGACCAUACUUUGGAAAACUUCAGUUAGUGGUGUGAUAAAAACAGAAAGAGAGAGAAUUUGUGAAUUAUUGUAGCAGUUGGUUGUCGCAGAGUUGUUUUGCAUUAUCAAAUUUUCCGACCCAUUAAAAUUAUAACGUAUGCUUUUUGUUCUUUCUGAUGUUUAUUGGUUUAACAGGGCUCUACGAUGAAACACAUUAUGUAAUCUCAUGCUGUCACAAUUCACUGGUGCCAGUUGUUCCCAUUUAUACAAUGAAUGAAUGUUUUAUCAUGUUAAAGUUUGUCUAUAACGGUGACUAGUUAUAGUCUCUUGGCAAAUUAUUGACACUUGUUUUCUUAGGCAUGCUGCAGAAUGCAGUUUACUGUAAAGAAGGGUUUAUAAUAGGAUUUUAAAAAGGGGUUGUUCCAAAAUGCUCACGUGUAAGAUUUGUCUAAAACCAUAAGUAUAGUGUGUGGAUUUGUUUUAAAGCCUGCUGGCUUGGCCUUGUCGAGUAACAAGACAUUUGGUUCCAUUGUGUGUCCCUUUACCACCUAUUUCUAAUCUCAGUGCCCAGUAUCAAAUGCAAAAAUGUCAUCCUUUUAGAUAUUUCAGCAUUCUAUCUUCCCUGUAGCAAGUAAAACAACCAUUUUCACAAGAACAGUCAGAAUAACAAGCCCCGCCCUGUAUUCAGUCACAGUUUGUCCAUAGUGUACCACAUGUAAAACUGCAUUACUUACAGAAAUAUGUAGUCAAUAUUACAUUCAUUACUUCCAACAAAAGAUGGUCUAAAUAUGGCUUUGUUUUAAUCAGUCCACCUGGUGGUUACUUAUUAAGCUUCAAAAUAUAGUGGAAAGAGGUGUGUGCGUUAGAUCAGGUAUUUGGUAGGCCUGUUACAUCAUUAAAAAAAUAACACAUUCAUUAUCUGUAUAACAAAUUAAUUACAAUCUUUUUUUUUUUAAUGUUUAACUUAAAUGGGCAUAUUUGUUUAUUGACAGAAUUGGGGUCUAUUCCAUGUUUUCAAUUCCGUUUCCAAUCCCAGUUCCCUUUUCUACAAUUGCAAUUCCGUUUUACAGUAUAGUCUUUACUGAGGUUUAUGCCUUAGGCUUUACCAGGUUACAUGACAGGUUCAUUAAGUUGUAUACAAUAUUUGCUUGCUCAGUAAAGCUUUUGUUGUAAAAUGAUUGGAAUAGGAAUUUGAAUUGAUUAAAAGGGAAUUGGGAUUAGAAAUGGAAUUGGAAUUAAAAAAAUGGAAUUGACCCCAAAUCUGAUGUUUAACCUCACAGACAUAUUCAAGUAGAAGCUAAAUGUAGAAAACGGUGGACUGCCCCUUUGAAGAGUGGCUGAUGAUUCCAAAGAAUUUAGUAUUGGUGAUUGUGUCAGAAAGACCCUUGGGAUCAAAGGGAAAUGUGUAAAUGUUCCUCUGUAAAACUUGUACAUUUUAUUUAUACUGUCAUUUUUGUACACACAGUUCUUCUGUAGUGAGCUCUGAAUACAUUGAAAAUGCACUAUAUUUUUCUAUCUCACUUGCAAAUUAUCUUCACCCAUGUAUUUUCAGGUGUACAUAGUUACUGUCAUUUAGGACCAAAGACUGCCAUCGGUUACUUGUUAUGUUUAUUGCUGUUUUUGUUGUUUUUGUUUUGUGCUGUACAGUGUUAUAUUUUGUCAAUGUAUUAUUUAUU
This is a messenger RNA of Polyodon spathula (Mississippi paddlefish), 5734 nucleotides long. RefSeq names its product ephrin type-A receptor 7-like. The transcript is spliced from 17 exons. Gene Ontology annotation, molecular function: ATP binding; transmembrane-ephrin receptor activity; protein binding. The record is from RefSeq and is a predicted model, not a curated record. NCBI's taxonomy places the organism in Eukaryota, Metazoa, Chordata, Actinopteri, Acipenseriformes, Polyodontidae. Gene Ontology annotation, biological process: axon guidance; cell surface receptor protein tyrosine kinase signaling pathway; protein phosphorylation. Gene Ontology annotation, cellular component: plasma membrane; neuron projection. Bases 96 to 3071 code for a protein of 991 amino acids.